CUAAACGUGUGCGCAACAUCUCAUCAGUGCUGUGCGAUGCUGUCCACGGGGGCCUCGACGCUGCAGCUCACGCGCCAAUGCACAUGCGCGGCCGAGACCGAGUCUGACUCGGAUAACGAGAGCGAAGUCGACAAUCUUCUCGAGCCCGUACGCACGAUGUCGUCCCCCGCCACAUUUGCAGCGUCUCAAACUGAUGCAAAUGAUGAGAAAGAGGCCACUAAUCAAGUCAAUCCAGCACCGUUCGUGCCUCCAACAACAUGGGCCAAGUCACUGUCACUACUGGAGCUCACGAAGACCGCACACGACCCACUGAAGGCCUCACAGGCGCUGCACAACGCUGAAGCUCUGCGUCAAGCUCCUGCACUCGACAACGUCUUCUGCAGCUGCUACGACGUCGACACAGUGCUCACAGCGGUACAGAGAAGAGAAAGAGGCCACUUCUCACCCGUCCAGAAGCUUCUACUCGAGCCAGAGUCCAUUAAACAGGUUUUCGCCUUCGCCACAUCCUACAGCGACCAUUUAACUGAAAAUGCCGAGCCACAUCCGGAUAAAUAUCGACAGGCAUAUGUAGCCACGGAGAUUAUCCUCAGAUAUUACUUAAAAGCCAUGGCCUGGUACGGAGAACCCAAGCAAGAGCAAAAUGACGCUGAAAAUGAGGCGAAAGAGCAAAUUAAAGCGCCACAACAGCCCAAUAUCAAGAUGGAAGGCCUCGCAGUGUCCACUAAUGCGCCACCGACGAAUUUGCCGACCAUGAUGGACUUCAGAAGCAAUGCAUCGACUAGAAAAAUGGCCAGAAUUCAGCGACUGCGUGCGAGUAUGCGGUUUGAGAGUUCUGGGAGUAGCAUCUCGGACUUCAGUGUGGAUGGAGAUGAGGAUGAAGAGCUACUGGAAGACCCGGCGACACGUGGAUAUUUGUUACGACUCGAGGAUUUGACGGCCAACGAGUGGAGACGCAUUUUUGGAGGUUUGUUCCGGUUUUUAUGGCCAAGUACGAAGAAUAAUGGAGCGGAAAAUGUGGAGAACACCGUUGCAGAUGAGGAGGAAGUGGACGGCGUUUUGGUGGCGAAUAUGUGUCGAAUCACCAAGAAUUUCGUCACGUUCCCGGCAGUACACAGGUUGAUAUGUGACGAGAACGAAGAAGACGAGAAGGAGUGGCUCCUGUCGCGUCUUGCAGUGCAUGCUUACAACCCAGAUGUUGCGGCAUUACUGCAUGGGUUGAUUCACCUUUCUAUUCGUAGAGGGUUUGAGUAUUUCCCGAUCAUCCGCUGCCUCGUACAGCGAAUAGUGGAGCAAGUCCCGACUCGACUAGCGAGAUCCCUCUCUUCUGUCUCUUCUACGUCGACAGUGUCGUCCACCUCAUCAACAUCUCCUCGAUCAUCUUUCGGAGGGUCCCAAACUCUGUCACCGUCUUCGUUCUUCUCGUCCAAGACGACUCCGUUGUCUCCUUCCUUGUUUACUACUAACUCGACGUCUACGGUUCAUGCCAGGAUAAGUGGCUGCACUGAAAUUUUGACCAAAAUUCUGAAGGACGAAUUCCCGAAUACUUUCCGGUACUACAUCCAAGCAAAGAUUCAACUGUCGUCUUUUGAGAGCGUGGAGGCGUUUGAAAAGGAGCUUUUUCCUCCGAGAAUGGCCAUCCACGACCCAGCGAUGCACCACAAACUCAAGUGUGCUGUACUGGCAGCGUUGACGGAGAACAGCACCAUUCUAGCUCGACUGGCAGAGCUUGGAAUGGCAGAGCUGCGUUUUCUAGACGCACACCACAUGAACGGCACCUGCAUCCCUCGAAUCCUCGUGGUCGAUAUCUUGCGUCAUGCUAUUGAGUUUUCUCGCUACGAUUCGGACCAGUUGGAGGCGUUUGUAGCUCCAAUCCACCUCGUUUUGGACACCAUCUGCGCAUCAAUCAAUUACCAUCAACACUUGUCCACGAUAUCGGAGUUCGCUGCACGUGAUUGCUUCAGUGACAGCGACUCGGAUGACGACAGUAGUGGGACUGGGGAGUUCGAUUCACUGGCUGGGAAAGAGAGUCCCAAUAAACCAGCAAAAAGUGGGUCUUCACCUGCACGAAGCACUUUGUAUGUGGGGAUAACUCCUCCUGCUCUCAGCUAUUCGCCCAGAUCGGGGAAGGCAGUGGUGAACCAUCGACCGUUAGCGUCAACUCUGCUUGUCACGCAUGUUGUGGAGCUGCUGGACGUCGUCAUUCUCAUGUCGAACGACCGUAUCGAUAGCCGGUUAACUAGGUUGGAUCUGGCGACAUCGCUUAUGGAUAUUUUCGAGAAAUUUCCCACAGCCAGCAUCCUGCAUUGUCGACUAGUGAAACUCUACUUGAACCUACUGAACCGGCCAUCAACAAACGGACGUGUGAACAAUCCGCUACUUAGAAGUGUCUUCCGCUCGCCUGACUCAAUUUUGGAGUUCAUUUUACGCAAACUGGACUCGAACAGUUCGACGCACAUUUACGAUGCUCAUUUGGCGAUCAUUGGCGUAAAAAUCGCAAAGAUCUGCAGCUCCCCGACGCUCCAACAGGAACUUAUUCGCCAAUUCUGCAACAAUGUGAAAGGUUGGAAUGAUUUCGCUGCGUCUCUCAUUGCCACGCAUUAUCAACAAAUGGAUGCGCUAGAUGAUUCGCUUCUAGGUCUGCAAGUUGUCACUGGUGGAGCACGAAAUGGAACCCUGAGGAAGAGGAAUACGAGCGAAGACGACGCAGACACGGGCUUUGUGCUUGCUCGGCCGUCGUCUUCAGCCAGCGAAUACCUAUCACGAGAACUAGAGCCGUUUAGACGGCUUCCGAUGGAGAAAGAAGGCUUUGGAUCAUCCCACAACCUGGCCAAAGGAAGCGAGGCGGUACAUCCAAGCGAUAUGUUCCAGAGCCGAUCACAGAGUAAAUUCCCAGAGUCCAUUAUCGACAUCUUGCAGUCCGACGAGUCCACACCAUUCGACGUUGAGGAAGACGAGUUCUUCGUAAGUGGCUACGCCUACCAAAAGCGAUCCAAGUGGGCUAAAGUGCACUUGAAAUUCGAGAAAUCUACUUGCCAAUUGACGUUGGAAGAUGCAACAACCGCGACGUCUGGAGCACCCAGCAACGGCACAGCUAAAGCUACCUCUCCGUCUAAAGCUUCGAUGCUGAAGCAAUUCUUAAUGGCACAUACACAAACCUGGACGUCACGACCCAAGAAACUGGUCGUAUGCAACGCUAGAAAGUGGAUCGCAUUUGGUCGUAGCGUGAAAAAGCGAGAUCGAGGAGCCUUUGGCUUCCAAGUGGAGGUUUUUGACGGUCAUCGGGAGGAGGACGAAACUUUAACCUUCGUUACACGUUCCGAUACGACGAGAAUGAGGUGGUUUGAAGCCAUGCAGAGUGCAGUUAACAGGACACGGUUGUCGCGCAAUAGUUUCAGUGAUAUUGACGAAGCGGCCAACACGACGUUGGUGGAGUGCGUGGCCAAGAACCGCGGUGGACCGUAUCUGGUUAUUCCGGACAUUAACCUAUUAGGUCCCGUGACAUCUGCGAGUUUCUUUUUGAAGUCUGAAGUGCCUGAAGAGAUGCCAUUCUGGGGGACAUACCAUGGAGACCAGGGUAUCAUCAAGUACGCCUCCUUAUUUAAACAGUGUCUGGAUGUGGUCUCCGUCGAAGAGAAGAGUAUUCAAGCUAUUGGGUACUCGGUGAUUGUAGAGUUUGACGCAACUUUCCGAAGAUCGGAAAAUAUCGACUUUGACGACUCGGAGCCCGCAGUCAAGUGUGCUUGCACGGAUACGUAUCUGAUCAGUGGAAAUCAGAUUAUUGGCUUGACUCGGACGAUCGCUGACUCUGAGAAGUUGUUGCAACUCCUCUGUGAUGAUGAAUAGAGAGAUACUGUUAUUGAAAUA
Molecule: messenger RNA, 3864 nt
Organism: Phytophthora nicotianae INRA-310
Lineage: Eukaryota; Oomycota; Peronosporomycetes; Peronosporales; Peronosporaceae
Exons: 1
Coding region: 37-3843 (1268 amino acids)
Source: RefSeq, a predicted model, not a curated record